UUUCAGUGCUAAGUGAAGUGAAUUAAAAAAAAAAUAACUAAAAAUGUCUGGUCGUGGUAAAGGUGGCAAAGUUAAGGGAAAGGCAAAGUCCCGUUCCAACCGUGCUGGUCUUCAAUUCCCCGUCGGUCGUAUCCAUCGUUUGUUGCGCAAAGGCAACUAUGCUGAACGUGUUGGUGCCGGAGCUCCAGUUUACUUGGCUGCUGUCAUGGAGUAUUUGGCCGCUGAAGUUCUUGAAUUGGCUGGCAACGCUGCUCGUGACAACAAGAAGACAAGAAUUAUCCCCCGUCACUUGCAAUUGGCUAUCCGUAAUGACGAAGAAUUGAACAAAUUGCUGUCCGGUGUCACCAUUGCUCAAGGUGGUGUAUUGCCAAACAUCCAAGCUGUUCUCUUGCCCAAGAAGACCGAAAAGAAGGCUUAAAUUAUCUACGAGCAUCAAAGAAAAAAUGUAAAUACAGGCCAUCGUAUAAAUCAACAACAAUCCGUCCUUUUCAGGACGACAAAAAUUUUUUUAAAAGAGAAAAAACU
Messenger RNA from Stomoxys calcitrans (stable fly), 525 nucleotides. Its product is annotated as histone H2A. The coding region runs from base 44 to 418 and encodes 124 amino acids. Gene Ontology annotation, cellular component: nucleosome. NCBI's taxonomy places the organism in Eukaryota, Metazoa, Arthropoda, Insecta, Diptera, Muscidae. The transcript has a single exon. Gene Ontology annotation, molecular function: structural constituent of chromatin; DNA binding; protein heterodimerization activity. The record is from RefSeq and is a predicted model, not a curated record.